AUGGUGCGGGUGGAAGUUCAGAAUGCAAAUAUGUCAAGCGGAGAUGAAAAACUUGUAGGAAGUGUCCAGGGAAAUGUCGGGACAAACUUCAUUCUAUUAUCAGAUGAUGACAUGGGCUAUAUGCCUUACAGGAUUGAUAAUUUCUCGAAUGAGAGACUCAGGGUUUAUCAACAAAAAUGUGAAACUUUUGAUACUAUAGUUCAUCCUUACACGUCUUGCCCUUAUGCUUGGGAUGAACCCUGUUAUCCGCAUCGUUUGACCAUUGAGGUGCCUGGAGAUCGUGUUAUAGGCUCUUAUGCAUUUGAGAUCACAAAACAACCUAUUCCAGUGCACUUGCGCUCCACAUCUGAGAAACCCGAAAGGACACUAUUGCUAUCUAUCCGUGCUGAAGGAGCUACAAAGGUUUUCAGUGUUGUAGAUUCAGGUCAUCACACCAUGAAAGCUAUAAAGGAAACGUUUGACUCUAAAUCUCAUGAGAAGGGAAAGCAAAAGUUUCAAACUGAUAAUAUGAUCCGUUACACAGAAAAGUUCUUGCUUAUUUUGCCAAGCAUUGGUAUAUCUUUGGUUAAUUCUCAUCCACAGGAAUUGGUUUAUGCUUGUGCAUCAAAUGUUGUAUUAGAUCUAAGUCAGAGUGUCGAUCAGCAGAAGCUUUCCUUUCAGAUCUCUUCAUUACAGAUAGACAACCCACUUCACAAUUCUUCGUAUCCUGUCAUAUUGUCAUUUAGUCAUGACCACAGAGGCAUUGCUCCUGAUUGGGGUACUAAGGACAACAAAACAAGAUCUUUAAGUGAAACUGUUGAGCAAGUUAGGAGUCAUACCCGUGAUACUGUAGUGGACAUUGGCAUAGCAAAGUGGCGGAAGAAAGAUGUUUCACUAGUUUCUUUUGAGUACAUAAAUAUAAGGAUUGGUGAAUUUGUACUUGAGCUCGAGCUACAAACACUAUUAUCCUUGUUGGAGUUCGUCAAAGCAGUGCUUCCUAAUUCUCAGGCUAGGCUCCUGCCGCUCUCAGAUCCAACGCUACAUCCUCUAGUUUAUGACACUGGUUCCAAGGAUAUAAGUUUGGAAGAUGGUCGACCACAUGCAAGAAACAUUCCCGUGUUUAACAAAAGUCAUAGAAGCAUUGUAUCUCUACCUAUUGUGGUUCCGAUAGGAGCUCCUUGGCAGCAUAUUCACUUGUUGGCUCGAAGACACAGGAAGAUAUAUGUUGAAACUUUCGAGUUGGCCCCUAUUAAGUUUACGUUAAGGUGA
Messenger RNA from Microthlaspi erraticum, 1248 nucleotides. The record is from the annotation of a GenBank genome assembly. Lineage: Eukaryota; Viridiplantae; Streptophyta; Magnoliopsida; Brassicales; Brassicaceae.